Messenger RNA from Ceratotherium simum simum (southern white rhinoceros), 385 nucleotides. The record is from RefSeq and is a predicted model, not a curated record. NCBI's taxonomy places the organism in Eukaryota, Metazoa, Chordata, Mammalia, Perissodactyla, Rhinocerotidae.
GCACUUCCAUAAACAUGGUCAAUGUUCCUAAAACCUACAGGGCUUUCUGUAAGAAGUGUGGCAAGCACCAACCCCACAAAGUGACACAGUACAAGAAAGGCAAGGAUUCUCUGCACGCCCAGGAAAAGAGGUGUUAUGACAGGGAGCAGAGUGGUUAUGGUGGGCAGACCAAGUCAAUUUUCUGGAAAAUGGCUAAAACUACAAAGAAGAUUGUUCUGAGGCUUGGAUGUGUUGAGCCCAACUGCAUAUCCAUGAGAAUGCUGGCUAUCGAGAGAUGCAAACAUUUUGAACUGGGAUGAGAUAAGAAGAAAAAGGGCCAAGUGAUCCAGUUCUAAGCUUUAUAUUUUGUUUUAUUAUGAAGACAAUCAAAUCUUGAGGUUAUAUU